Molecule: messenger RNA, 1480 nt
Organism: Stomoxys calcitrans (stable fly)
Lineage: Eukaryota; Metazoa; Arthropoda; Insecta; Diptera; Muscidae
Gene: DIP1
Exons: 4
Coding region: 116-1237 (373 amino acids)
Source: RefSeq, a predicted model, not a curated record
AAUCAGCAAAUACCUCAUUCAAGUUGAAAUCGUUGAGUCGUUUGUGUGUUUUAUUAACUAAGGGAUUAUAUCCAAUAAUCUUUUAUUAACAAGGAAGCAAGUGUAAUAUUGAAAUAUGAGCAGUUACAGAGCAACUCGAGGUGGCAGGCGAUCUGUCCAAACCAAACCCUUUAUCAGUGCGGAUACAGGGGAAGCUUAUAACAGCCAAAGGCAACAAUCGACACCAACACAAAACUAUCAAACAGCUCCUGUAGUGCAGCCCGAGAAAGUAGUACAGCAAGAGCAGUCUUUGCCACCUCCACCAGAAUUUCCAGAGGCUAACCCUUUCAAGGAGAAUACAUCAGAUUUGGAUGAAUCUGGCCUUGUUGAUGAAAAUGGCAAGGUUAAAUUUAAGAAAAUCUUCGCUUCUCGCAAAAAGGCCUCAGUUCGUGCCAAGGAGAAGCGUAUUCGUCAAAACCGACGUUUGCGAAAAAGUAUUGUACCCAAAAAUGCCUUGAUGGCUCUCAAUGAACUAAAGGGAAUAUCUAUUGGAGAUUUCGUUAUUAACAAUAAUCCCAAUGGCGGCUUUAUCGCUUUGGUAACUUGUAAUAACAAUCAGUAUGAAGGACGGGGUAUAUCGAAGACGGUAGCUAAGAACAACGCAUGUGAGAAGGCACUGCGUGACUAUAUUAUUGCCAAAAUGCGCGAGAAGCCACGCAAAGCUUUAAAUGGCAACAAUGCACAAAAUAAUGUCAACGACGAGCCCAUGGAAACAGGUGAUGGUGAUGGCGAGGGCGGCGGUGAAAACAAUACUACCCUUGAUGAAACUGAGGACGUACCAAUGGUUAACUUGGCAUCAUUUGCCAUUUAUAAACUUUUCUCCGAAUGGGAAAACGAGGGCUAUAUUAUACCCGAAAUGCAUCCAGCUGCUGCUGGCAACUUUAGCGACAAUGAAAGCAUGGCUGGAACUGGAGCUAAAGAACCUAAAAGACCUCCGGUUCGCAAUGAAUUACCGCCAAACUGGGAGGCCAUGCAUCCAGCUUCUUUACUCUGUUAUAUGCGCCCUGGAAUUACUUACACGGACAAGGGCACCAUUGGGGAGAAGCCAAAUAUUUUGCAUACAUUAGCCACAACUGUUGAUGACGAAGAAUUCGAAGCCAGUGGGCGUUCCAAGAAAAUUGCACGUCGCAACGUUGCCGCCGUCGCAUGCAACACUUUGUUUAACACCAACUUUGAGCCAGAAUUGAAAUCAGAAUAAGAUGUUUAGAGUUUAGGACGUUUAGAUUUACACACACACCACACAUAACGCAUUCACCAAUUUUUUGGUGAACCAAUUGAACUUUAGUUUUAAAUUAUAACCACACAAAAACACAAUUUCCAAAACAAAUACGGUCUUGUCUCCCUUUAGCUAGCCAUUGUAAUAGCCUAGAAUGGCUAGACAUAAAUUUUAUGCAUAUGAAAAAAAGUGGCAAAUAUAUAUUGAACGGACGAUUAAUUCCAA